AGCACCUAAUAUUCCUUCUUCUAGUCGUACAUAUCGCGAAGAAGUAGUCAAACUGCUGUGUCCAUCACUAUGUAUCCUAUCACUCCUCAUGAGACAGUACUCGAAUCUCCUAAUCCGGUGUUCGGUCGUAAAGUCGACUGCCUAGUGUGGAGUCCUGUCCACGAGUAUGAAGUUCGUUCUCACGCUGACACUGCGAGCUUCCAACGUUUUAUAUGCGUCCAGCUCCUCAGAUGUCGCGUCUCGACUACGCCUUACUUCGCCCCGGUCUCGCCCCGCCCCUCACCCCCUUCCCUUAGUAAUCGUUGUGCGGCCCCAUUGCCUGCCUCGAUAAGCGGUGUGGUUUCAUCUCGUCCAUCGGAUGUAAUAAAUGUUCAUCGCCGCCGCAGAAAUGGACACAGAUCUGCCAGUGGAGAAGAUCGCGGUGUCGCCGUUCGAUAAAUCCUGCUCAGACGCAGAUCUCGUUCUGUGUUCAUCUGAUAGGGUCGAAUUCUUCGCACACCGAGCAACGUUGACCAUAGCGUCUGAGGUAUUCGCGAACAUGUCCGCCGACGCAGUGCCGUCUACCCGAUUCGACAUCGACUCAGCAUAUCCACAUGAAGAUUGCGAUUUACCUCUCACAAGGCUCGCAGAAGACGGCACUACACUCGAUACCCUACUUCGGUUUCUGUAUCCCGUUGAACGACCGGUGCUACCUGCCUUGCGAGACGCACUGAACGUUAUUGUUGCAAGCUCGAAGUACAUAAUUAACCACGCCACGGAGGAUGCCCCGAAGCAAUUCGAAACACUGGCCGAAGAGUAGCCUCUUCGCGCAUAUGCGAUGGCUUUUGUACAACGUCACGAGGACGCGCUUCGAGUCGCCGCGAGAGCUUGUCUCUUGCACCCUUGCCCAGACAUCGGCGAUCCUGGGAUAUCGGAGCAGCUGCAGGACGUAACGGUGGCGGGCUACUUCCGCCUGCGCAGCUAUCAUGCCCCCUGCAGUGUUGCCGCAGUUGCCGUGUCACGGAGACACGGUACUGAUACUUCGACUUCCGAAAAACCGUGGUUCACUCACACCCAUGACGUCUGCGACAUGUAUCCUCAGGGACAGCGUUGGUGGCCGUGCGGGUGGUGGCUUCAUGACCUCGAGUCCGCGACGACGAAGAUCGGCUUGACUCCGCAUCCCCGAGCAGCCGUGACACUCGUUGGCCGACUUCUGGAAAAGGGAGUGCGCGACCAGAACCUUUUGGACAUUUUCCCCGUCGCUCGCGCGCUGGAGGUAUUUGGGAAAGAAGUUGCCUCCGAUGUG
Messenger RNA from Phanerochaete carnosa HHB-10118-sp, 1285 nucleotides. RefSeq lists its product as uncharacterized. Gene Ontology annotation, molecular function: protein binding. The record is from RefSeq and is a predicted model, not a curated record. Lineage: Eukaryota; Fungi; Basidiomycota; Agaricomycetes; Polyporales; Phanerochaetaceae. The coding region runs from base 368 to 799 and encodes 143 amino acids. The transcript has a single exon.